Dimorphilus gyrociliatus is the source of this 384-nucleotide messenger RNA. NCBI's taxonomy places the organism in Eukaryota, Metazoa, Annelida, Polychaeta, Dinophilidae. The record is from the annotation of a GenBank genome assembly.
AUUGGCUAUAAGAAUUUUCAAGCCAUGGCGGGAAUAAACAAUUAUCACAAUGAGGCCCUCCGAAAAGCAAGAAUACUUCAACGCCAGCGUGACGCUGCCAAACAACAAUUAGAAAUGACACAUAGUCGGAAUGAAGGGAUUUCUGCUCAAAAACUUGAAACUGUAAGAAAGCCUGAUAGCGAACUAACAGCAAUGAGUGGCGAAAGACGCAGCAAUGGUAUCUAUCGAGUCAUCUAUCCGGGUUCGGAUAAUCGGGAAUACACCGAAAAUUCAUUGAAGAAGAAUAGAAGAAUUAUUGCCAAUGCUACAAAAUACGAUAUUCGUAGUAAAGUCAACGGAGAAUGGGAUGUAGAAAUUUUACGACAGUUGAACGAAGAUAAUUAA